AUGUCGUCCACGAUUUUACGUGCUGUAACGCACCGCUUGACAACAACUCCGGUUGACCAGCUGCCCUCUAUCACUGCAUUCCUCGCCGCUUCGUUGAGCGAUUGCUCUGAGCUUCUCUCGGCACCGCAGGCCCAGAAACCGGGCAAGGGGGACUCAGACCAUGCCGUCCAAAUCCACAAAUUGAAGACCCGCCUGGCGAGUCUGCUGCAAGACCGCACCGUUGAAGGACGCUGGACUGCCGUUGUUCUCGUGAAAGCUACCGUUGAAGCUGGUCAAUGGGAAAUCCUACGUGGGUAUGAACCCAUCGUCCGUGGGUUGGUUGGCAUCCUUGCGAAACCUGACCCGCUGUCUACACGGAAGAUGUGCAUCAUUACCUUGACUCGCAUUUUUCACCUCACAUACCAGUACCCGACACUUGUUCGCGAGAUCACGACCCCACACCUUCCCGGAUUUGUGACAGCGGUCCUAAACUUGGUCUCGACCCUUGUCAAGACAACAUCAGGGUCUGUUCGCAAGCCCAAGCCCAACAGCCCUUUCAUGGAACUUGCACUACAUGCCAUUCUCGAGCUGAUUCCCCGGCAUCCAACUAUUUUCCGUCCAUUUGGAACCCAACUGUCGUCUCUACUUGCGGAAAUUCUGAGCUCUUCCGCGCCGAACUUUUAUCCAGCCCCGGUUCAAGAAGUGGCGGUGCAGGUGUUCGCGUCCCUUUACCGAUGCGCGCCUAAGGACAAGUCGGGCGCGGAGUGGAUUGAAGCUUGCAAGGCCACCCUUUUAUCUGCUCAUAGAGCAACUGAUCAUGUCUUCCGAGCUGUUGCAGAGCAGUGGGAAUCGGUGGAUCCAACUGUGGUCCACACCAAGCAAAGUUAUAGCGAAGAAGCAGGAGACCCAAGCUCUGACGCCUUGGGAUUCCAGAGCUGGUCCGGCAUACAUUCUGGAACCGACAGGCUGAUUACCCUUCUUCGUAUUCUGUCUCAACUCAUUUCGAUGCCGUCGGCCGCGGCUGUCCCCAUUCCUCUCGGCUCUAUUCUGGAUCUGACGUCGAGACUGGCAUCUGUGACGGUUCCAUCGGGCUCUGAAGCUUCUCAGAGCAGUUCUCAAUUCAAUCCUCAGAUCAGCCGAGACGAAAGAGAAAUGCUGUGGGUUGAGCUACCCCGUAUCCACAUUGCCUGCAUGGAUCUCCUCGGGAACGUCGUCAGUCUGCUAGAGAGUAGCACAGCUUCCAUCUCCCAGAAUCUUGUGGAUCAAGUGUCCUGGAUUUUUAAGAGUGAGCAUUACUCCAGAGAUGUUCGCACCGCGUCAUACGAGUUGCUCUCGUCUGUGAUCCAAAUUCAUGGACCCGCAAUGACGAAGCAAACGGUCACUUCCCUUGCGACUGUACUUCGGGUGUGCUGCAAUGAUUUGCUUCCCCAGUUCGAAGAUGCAAGCGCAUCUGGGAAAUCACAAGGUGAAUCCAAGACAAAGAAUAAGGGUGGUACGGGAACAGCAAAUGCGGAUUCAUUCUUAGACCCAGAACUUCGAAAGAAGCAGCAAUUGAAAGCAGGCCCGCAAUUCCCUCGUCUUCGAGACGCUGCAUCCGCGCUUCUUCGUGAUGCCCUGGUAGGCAUUGCGCCGCAGCUACUCACCCCCUCUGUUCGCGCAGAGAUUGAUCGCACAAUUAUUCUGACCUCCAACAAAGAUGCCAUGUUGGCGAGUGUUCUGAAUCCCAUCCCCACGGCAAAGGGUCGGGGGGCCGGUUCCAGUCUGAUUCCAUUCUUGGUUCGAGGCUACCCGGAACAGAUGGAAGUUGAGGCUCUCGUUCGUCCCCGGAUGCCCGUUCUGAUGACUGCGCCAGAGCUUGAUGCAUUCGCCGAGAUGGAAGAGGAUGAGGAGGCCGAGGAGCUUUCGGACCGGCCGAUGGUCGCUCAUCCUCAGUCGACCAGUUUCAUGACUGACCCAGCCCAGUCGACUGUCCGGACGCCAUCGAUCGAAUCUUCCACGGCUCCAGUACACAAGCGCACAUACUUUGAGGAAACUACAUCUGGCUCGCAGUCUCUGUCUACUUCGGGUCAGAAGCCUACACAGAUCAAGAAGGCCCGUCUCGACGAAGACGAAACACCGGCCAGCGUCCCAGUCUUCCAGCCAUCGACGGUCGCAGCGACAAUGGUGCCGAAACAGGUUCCGGCUGUCUCCCGGCCGGCACCGCCUCAAGCAAACGCACAAGUUGCCGAGAGCGCACCGCUACCGGUCGACGACAGUGACGACGAGUUGCCUACACUGAACCUUGAUCCCGACACAGAUGAUGAUGACGGGGAUGAGGAUGAAGAUGUUGCGAUGGAGGGAUAA
Molecule: messenger RNA, 2322 nt
Organism: Penicillium oxalicum
Lineage: Eukaryota; Fungi; Ascomycota; Eurotiomycetes; Eurotiales; Aspergillaceae
Product: RIX1/PELP1 family protein
Exons: 2
Coding region: 1-2322 (773 amino acids)
Biological process (GO): rRNA processing
Cellular component (GO): nucleus
Source: RefSeq, a predicted model, not a curated record